Messenger RNA from Juglans microcarpa x Juglans regia, 1473 nucleotides. RefSeq names its product fructose-bisphosphate aldolase 1, chloroplastic. Gene Ontology annotation, molecular function: fructose-bisphosphate aldolase activity. Gene Ontology annotation, biological process: fructose 1,6-bisphosphate metabolic process; glycolytic process. The transcript has 6 exons. Lineage: Eukaryota; Viridiplantae; Streptophyta; Magnoliopsida; Fagales; Juglandaceae. Bases 101 to 1294 code for a protein of 397 amino acids. The record is from RefSeq and is a predicted model, not a curated record. Gene Ontology annotation, cellular component: cytosol.
UAUAAAUACAGUGAGUGAGAGUGCAUGUGUGGUAAAGAGGCUCAAAGCAGCUAGAGGAGGAGAUAAGAUUGCUGCAAUCUGCAACAACAAGCUGCAAGCAAUGGCAUCGGCAUCUCUCCUCAAGUCAUCUCCUGUCUUUGAUAAAUCCGAGUGGGUGAAGGGCCAGACCCUCCGCCAGCCCUCGUUCUCCGUCGUCCGGUGCCACCCGGCCACCGCCACAUCCGCCCUCACCAUCCGCGCUGGGUCCUAUGCUGAUGAGCUUGUCAAGACAGCGAAAACGGUCGCAUCACCAGGACGUGGGAUUUUGGCCAUGGACGAGUCUAAUGCUACAUGUGGGAAGCGUCUGGCGUCAAUUGGGUUAGAGAACACCGAGGCCAACCGCCAAGCAUACCGUACCCUCCUUGUGACAGCUCCUGGCCUGGGUAAAUACAUCUCUGGAGCUAUCCUGUUUGAGGAAACCCUCUACCAAUCCACCACUGAAGGAAAAAAGAUUGUGGAUAUUCUCGUUGAGCAAAAAAUUGUCCCUGGUAUCAAAGUUGACAAGGGUUUGGUGCCCCUGGCCGGUUCCAACAACGAGUCAUGGUGCCAAGGUCUCGACGGCCUCGCUUCUCGCACAGCUGCUUACUACCAGCAAGGAGCUCGUUUCGCCAAAUGGCGUACCGUUGUGAGCAUUCCCAAUGGCCCAUCUGCCCUGGCAGUGAAGGAAGCAGCCUGGGGUCUUGCCCGCUACGCUGCCAUUUCUCAAGACAAUGGGUUGGUCCCAAUUGUGGAGCCAGAAAUCCUGCUUGAUGGUGAGCACGGCAUUGACAGGACAUUUGAGGUUGCCCUGAAGGUGUGGUCUGAGGUUUUCUUCUACCUUGCUGAGAACAAUGUCCUGUUUGAGGGUAUUCUCCUCAAGCCUAGUAUGGUUACUCCUGGAGCCGAAUGCAAGGACAGGGCCACUCCUCAACAGGUCGCCGACUACACCCUCAAGCUCCUUCACAGAAGAAUCCCCCCAUCCGUGCCUGGAAUCAUGUUUUUGUCUGGUGGCCAAUCUGAGGUUGAAGCAACUUUGAACUUGAAUGCCAUGAACCAAUCUCCAAACCCAUGGCACGUGUCUUUCUCCUAUGCCAGAGCCCUCCAGAACACUUGUCUUAAGACAUGGGGAGGCAGGCCUGAGAACGUCAAGGCAGCUCAGGAGACACUGCUUGUCCGUGCCAACGCCAACUCUCUUGCCCAGCUUGGAAAGUACACUGGUGAAGGAGAGUCAGAAGAGGCCAAGAAAGGCAUGUUCGUCAAGGGCUAUGUCUACUAAUUAAGUUGUUUGUGCCAAACGUAAUAGAUGAUGAUGAUGAUGAUGGAGGAAUGAAAUACUAGUUUCUAUGGAUUGUACUGUGCUUUAUAGCGUGGAAACUAUUUUUGUUCAUGAUUACAUGUACUUUUAGCUACUUAAUAGCCUUCUUAAUGAGAUUAGGUAGUGCAUGUGUUCUUAAA